AUGUCAUCAAAUCAAAAUCAACAAGCUGGCCAGCAAAUGAACAAUCAGCAACAACGACAACAACAAGGUCAAGAAAAGAAUUGUCAAAGUGCUAACUGUCAACAAAAUGAGCAAUGUUGCCAAGAUGGUAUUAAUCAACAACGACAACAAGAUCGCCAAGAUUUAAAUCGUCAACAAAAUAACCAAGGUUUAAAUGCACAACGACAACAACAAAAUCAACAAGCUGGUCAACAAAUGAACAGCCAGCAACAACAAGAUCGUCAAGGUUAUGACGCUCAACAAAAUACAAAUGCCCAUCAACAACAACAACAAGGUCAACAAAGUAAUUGUGCUCAACAAUUUAAACAAGCUGGUCAAAUUGAAAAUGCACAACAACAAAAUCAACAACAAUAUUCUCGACUCAUUCACUAA
Adineta steineri is the source of this 411-nucleotide messenger RNA. The record is from the annotation of a GenBank genome assembly. NCBI's taxonomy places the organism in Eukaryota, Metazoa, Rotifera, Eurotatoria, Adinetida, Adinetidae.